Molecule: messenger RNA, 2247 nt
Organism: Plasmodium adleri (nom. inval.)
Lineage: Eukaryota; Apicomplexa; Aconoidasida; Haemosporida; Plasmodiidae
Product: RAP protein, putative
Exons: 1
Coding region: 1-2247 (748 amino acids)
Source: RefSeq, a predicted model, not a curated record
AUGGGAGGACUAAAAAUUUGUAAGAAAUUUCAAAGGACACUUGUACAUAUCAUAAAAAGAAAUUACAGUUCAACCAAUUUUAAGGUUCAAAGAGAAUAUAAAAAAAUAAAUACACUCAUGUGUUAUAUUCAAAGAUGUAUAGAUGAAGAACAUGAAAAGAAUAAAAAUUUACUUUGUUUUAAUAACGUGGGUUGUCAUCAGAAUAAUUACCAUAUGUUAUUCUACAUACAUAUGCUAAGAAUGUCUUACCUUUUAAAAAAUAUGACAGUAAAUGAAAAUAAAUGGUUACAUAUAUAUAAAAAAAUGACAACUCUCUAUUUUCUGGACGAACAAUAUUUUCAUAUAAAGAAAAAAGAAAAAAAUUAUAAUGAAAAAAAUAUUUUAAAUGACCAUAUAAAUGUUAUAGAUAACCAAAUAAAAAGCAAUAUUAUUGUUAAUAAUGAUAUAAUAAAUAUACCUCCUCAUAUAAUAGAAAGAAACAUAUGUGAUAAAUAUAAUCUCUUUACAUUAUAUUCAAAUUAUUUAUUUGUAUAUGAAACAAUAUUAAAUAAAAUAUAUAAUUAUUUAUCUAUAUAUAAUACAGAUGAUAUGUUAUUGUUGUUAAAUAUCUGUGAUCGUUUCUUUCAUAUCUUCUUCACUGUAUGUAAUAAUAAUAAGCACAAGCGUAUGAACAAAUUAAAUUAUAUAUAUAUAUAUUCAAAUGAAUAUAAUUAUAUUCACAACAACAACAAUAAUAAUGAUAAUAAUAAUAAUAAUAAUAAUAGUAAUAAUUUUAGUAACAAUUUUAAAAUAAGAAAAAAGGGGGAGAAGAAUAUAUAUAAACAUAGAAGUAAUCAUAAAGAUAUAUUUAUUCAUCAAUAUGAAGAUAUAUAUAAUUUAAAAUAUUAUCAAAUAUUUAUAAAUAUAAUAAAUUUAUUGACAAAUAUAUUAAAUACAAUAAAUUAUAAUAGUAUUAAUUCUGCUCAAUUAAUAGAACUUAUCAAUAUAUUUUAUAGAAUUACAAAAAAAGGAAUAAUAAAUGAAAAGCAUAUAAUUAAAUUAUUUCAAAAUAAUAUUCAUAUUUUUAAGGAUAUAAUAAAAUGUCCAUAUACAUAUAAUGAUAUAAUUUUUAAAACAAUAAAUAUAAUGUAUAAAUCUAAAAUUAUUAAUUCUAAUAUUAUCUUUCCAAUCGUUAUAGAACUAAAAAAUAGAAACAUAGAUAAAUAUCCCAUAAAUAUAAAUUUUUUUGAAAUAUAUUUAAAAUUAUUAACAUUAAUAAAUCUAGAACCACCAUAUAAUCUAUAUCUAUAUCAUUGUUGUAAAGAAUAUAUAUUAAAUAAUAUAUAUAAUAUACAACCAUCUAAAGUAUACAACUUUUUCUUUAUAUCAAGUAUAUUAGGAAUAUAUAAUCUUUCAAUUUUAAAUAUAUAUAUAGAUUAUAUUUUUAAAAGAAAAGAUUCACAUUUAAAUAUUUCUUCCACACACAAAAUUUAUUACACUUUAUUAGGAUGGAGCAUUAUAUAUAAUACAAUUCUUAAAAAUAAAUAUAAGCAUAAUAAACGUAACAUCAAAAUUAUAUUCAUAAAUUUUAACAACAAAAAUAUUCAUUAUAUUUAUGAUAAUAAAUGUAUACACAUUAAUAGUUAUUAUGAUAAUCUAUUUGGGAAGUUGAAAUAUUUAUUAUAUUUUUAUAAAAACAAAUUGAUAUGUGAAAAAAAAAAAAAAAUUAAAAAUAAUAAUAAAAAUAAAAAUAAAAAUAAUAUACAUAAGAAACAUAACAAUGAUAGUAAUUAUAAUAUACAUCAUAAUAAUAAUAAUGGUAUGUAUAUAUCUUUAAAUAAUAAUAUAUACACAGAAAAAGAAAAUUAUCAGUUCAAUCAAUUUUCUAUUUAUUCCAUUUUGAAACAAUAUUAUCCUAACACCAUCAAUGAAUAUACAACAAAUGAACUUAUAAGUUUAGAUAUUUUUUUAUAUAUACAUAAACAAAAUUCUUAUAAAAAUAUUGCUAUAGAAUUUAACGGUAGAACACACUAUAAUUUAUUAAUUAAUAAAAAAACUUCAUAUCCACAGACAUAUACAGAUACAUAUCAAAUGGUUGAAAAUUAUAAUACAAAAUAUAAAAAAUGGAUUCUAUCAAAUUAUUCAUUGAAUAUCAUAUAUAUUCCUUAUUAUAAGUGGAACAUGUUAACGCAUAAACAAAAAGAAAAAUAUCUUACGGAAGCUAUAAAUAUGUGUUCUGAUAUAAAGAGUAAUAUAAACACACAAUGA